UCCCGGGAUUGGGCGUGGGCUGUGGAAGCUCCGCCCCCGCGCACUCUGAGCGGGCCUUGGCGCCGCUGUCGCGCUGUUCUCUGUGUUAGUUUGUGCUGUGGCCUUUAUGGCGCUCAGUUCUCAGCGCCUCGAGGCCUCCCUGGGCAAGAGGGUCAAACUCACCCUAACGUGCGGCGCCUUCCAGGGUGUGCUACAGCACGUCUGCCUCGGCAGCGGCCUUCUCCUGCACACAGUGAAGAACUUGGAAACUGGCAGGAGCUCCCCAGGAGUAAAGGUGUUUUUCAGCCAAGAAAUAGUCAAUGUGGAAUUGCUGGAUGAACCGGAUUCAGACAAGGGAACAGCAGUGCUGUCAAAGUGCACUUCAGCUCUUGAGGAGAACAAAGGAGGAGACACAGGAACAGCAGAUGGUGGCCCAUGGACUUCUCCAUGCUUUUCCCCAGAGAGGCAGCUCAGAGCCUUGAACAGCUUAAACCUGAACUCCCUCCCGGGAAAUGAGGAGGAAGAGAAAGUAGAGUAUACAGUUGUUGAUUGUUUCCAGCAGAAAUUUGGCCCAGCAGUGCUGCACCUGAAACAACAGCAUGUUAUCAGUGUAGUUGGAGAAGGUGUUAAUUUGUGUUGUCAUGGAAAACUCUCAUGGCUUCAGGUGGCAACAAAGAGCCGUGUUUUUCUAUUUGAUAUUUUUCUUCUGGGACCUCAAGCUUUCACAAAUGGAUUACAAAUGGUGCUAGAAGAUAAAAACAUCUUGAAGGUCAUGCAUGACUGCCGUUGGAUCUCAGACUGCCUCUUUCACCAGUACAAUGUCCUUCUUGUCAAUGUCUUUGAUACACAGGUUGCUGAUGUUCUGCAGUUCUCAGUGGCAACGGGUGGCUUUUUUCCACACCGCACUUGCACAUUACAGGAGUGUCUGAUGCAGCACUUGAAGAUACCUUCCAGAUGGAAUACCCUCAUGAAGUGCAAGCAGCAAAUGGCUUUGGAGAAUCCUGAUAUGUGGUUCUUGAGACCCCUUCCAGCUUCUGUCUUUCAAGUACUUGCUCUGAAGGCUAAGUGCCUUCUGCUACUUCACUCGUCUCUAAUGGAUAACUUCAUGUCGGACCUCACAGGUGUGGUACGCGCUUAUUUAAAUACUUCACAGAAUGGACCUGAAGAUCACCUUGGGAGCAUAAAGCCCACUUGCAUGGAGCUGCCAAAGGAGCUGCGUCAGCUGGCAGACAUCCAGAAGCUGCGAAGGGAGAAAGCAGUGAAGGACUACAGAAUAAAUGAGGAUGGUCUUUUGAUCAGACCACCCAUAGAAUUAAAUGAAGGAAGUCCACAGAAGGAUGAAACCCACUGAGAUGACAAGGACUGUCUUCCCCCCGAAUGAAGCAGUGUGUCAAACUACCUCCAUCAGCAGUCAGGAUCUACUUUAUCGGCGAAAGAAAGAAAAAUCAAAAAUAAGUGUCAAGUCUGUAGGAGAACCUCAAAACAACCUCAACUUGGCUAUAAAAAUCUUUGGAACAGGUAACUUGAAAAGCUUGUGUUACGUAUUUGAGGACUUUCAAAGAAUGAGAUGGAGUUAUUCCCCAUGCGGAAGCACCAAACAAAAAUUCCUCUCUUUACAAGGACAGAUGAACAGAUUGUUGAAGGGAAAUGUUGAUGGUCUCUCUAAUCCUAAUUCCUGACUUUUUAAGGUCUAUUUUGAGAUCUUACUUUUUUUCCACGAGCUGUUUUUGCCAUUGACUUUUUAUUUUAAUUUAUUUUAUCAGACCGUUGCCUUAAAUUGGAUUGGUUCAUGUGUUGUUUUCAACUGUUGCAGGUACGUAAAACUCUUACCCAAACCAAAUAUGUUUUGUAAAUAGAGAAGCUUGUAAGAUGCCUGUUCAUUGAGAUUAGAAAGGGUUUGCUUGGAAAAAGUUCUUUCUUUCUUUCUUUCUUUUUUUUUUUUUUUGAAGAAAAGCUCUGGCCAGCCCAUGUGGGCUUGGUUUAUAGACAGAUAAGUCUCUUGGUGUAGCUAACACAAGUCUUGCAUAGGAGAGUGCAAAAGAUCACACCCUACUUGAACAGCAGUGCUGGCAAAAACAACAGAGGUGUACAGAUUAAAAAAAAAAAAGUCUCUGUCAAGUCACAAUUAUUUUAUGCUAACUGGCAAACACAGCAUUCUGCUUAUAGAGUUGCAGCCCACCUCUGUCAGCACUGCUGUGUCAGGCUCAUAUAGAUAAGGCAGUAACAGUAAUGUAUGUGUAUGGAGAAGUGUCUGUUCUAAAAGUAAGGGAAAGCAGUUAAAUUAGUGUGAACUACGUCUAGCAUUUUCCCCAAGAAAAAUAAGAUAUAAAGGCAAAAUUUGUUUGUUUCCAGUGUACUCGCUUUGUCUGGUAUUCACUAAAAUACUAGACCACAAGUGUUUUGUCUUUUUGAAACGGUGAGUGUACUUGCUUAUUUAUGGAAGUGGCAGAAUAAAAAUCCAAGGUUUGAUCUUUGUCAGUGCAUUUUUUUUGUAUUUUUUUUAAAUCUUUAACAGUAUUCUGUAAUUAAACUGUAUAGUUCCUUUGUGUUGGCUCACUUUAGAAAAAUAAAACAAGUUUGAAAUGUU
Molecule: messenger RNA, 2566 nt
Organism: Numida meleagris (helmeted guineafowl)
Lineage: Eukaryota; Metazoa; Chordata; Aves; Galliformes; Numididae
Gene: EXD1
Product: exonuclease 3'-5' domain containing 1
Exons: 11
Coding region: 107-1330 (407 amino acids)
Biological process (GO): nucleobase-containing compound metabolic process
Molecular function (GO): 3'-5' exonuclease activity; nucleic acid binding
Source: RefSeq, a predicted model, not a curated record